Messenger RNA from Galeopterus variegatus (Sunda flying lemur), 1337 nucleotides. RefSeq names its product transmembrane protein 125 (gene TMEM125). The coding region runs from base 211 to 870 and encodes 219 amino acids. The transcript has 2 exons. NCBI's taxonomy places the organism in Eukaryota, Metazoa, Chordata, Mammalia, Dermoptera, Cynocephalidae. The record is from RefSeq and is a predicted model, not a curated record.
CACCAGCUCCCUUGGCCAGGCCAGCCAGGAUGGGACAGGCGACUGAGAGAGCCAGAGCCAGAGAGCUGAUGGUGACCACAGCUGGGACUGUGAGAGGAACAGGACUCUGGACCUGUAGCUGACAAGCAGGUGGUGGGGGCACCAGGCCAUGAUCUGCACCCUCUGACCCCUGACGCUGACCUUCUGCCCUGACCCCUGCCUGGCCAAGUCAUGUCUGGACAAGAGGCUCAAGCCCCAGGGGGCCGGGGACUGCCCCGAGAUGUGCUGGCAGAACAGGUGGAGCUGUGGUGGUCCCAGCAGCCACGGCGCUCAGCACUCUGCUUCACCGUGGCCGUAGGCCUUGUGGCGGGCUGUGGGGCGGGUGGUGUGGCACUGCUGUCCUCCACCAGCAGCCGCUCGGGCGAGUGGCGCCUCGCAGUGGGCACCGUGCUCUGCCUGCUGGCCCUGCUGGUGCUGGCAAAGCAACUGAUGAGCUCGGCUGUGCAGGACAUGAACUGCAUACGCCAGGCCCACCAUGUGGCCCUCCUGCGCAGCGGAGGAGGGGCCGAUGCCCUCAUGGUGCUGCUCAGCGGCCUUGUGCUACUGGUCACUGGCCUGACCCUGGCCGGGCUGGCCACUGCCCCUGUCCCUGCCCAGCCACUGGCUGCCAUGCUGUCUGUGGGCAUCGCACUGGCUGCCUCAGGCUCGCUCUUGCUGCUGGGCUUGCUGCUGUAUCAGGUGGGCGUGAGUGGACACUGCCCCCCCAUCCUUGCAGCCACCCCCUCUAUUCCCAGUGGCCCAAGUGGCAGCGGCGGCAUCUUCAGCAUCUCAGGACAGUUGUCUGCUGGGCGGCGUCAUGAGACCACAUCCAGCAUUGCCAGCCUCAUCUGACAGAGCAGAGCCCUCCUUCCCAUGACCUGCUUCAGCGUCCCCAGACCACACCAGGGCAAGCAUGUGUGUGGAGACUGAGGCUGCGUGAGUGUGGGUAUGUCCCCAGGGCUGUGGCAGCCCUUCUCUGGGAUUGCAUGCUGUGUGAUUAAGAGCCCAUGGGUACCCACACAUCCACACCACGGGAAGUUGAGUGUGUGCCUCCUUGGAACAAGGUGUCUGUGUCCAUGGAACUGCUUGUGUCUGGGGUCUCUGAAGAUUCUUGACCUCUAUUUCCAACCCCCGUCACAUCCAACCCUGUCUUGUAACACUGGUCAGGGAUUUCUGCAGGGGGAUUGUUGACCCGCCCGGAGACGGCACCAGUGACCGUCCAUUGAGGAGAGUAACUGGUGGCAAAGGGGGAAAAACAUGGGCUCUGGAAUGAGACAGACCUAGAUGGGAAUCCCCCCCCGGAGCACUUAGAAGCUGGG